AUGAAAUACUUGUUUGACGGCAGUAAUAAUGAUGGGACUUCUAAAAAAGUUCCUAACCAAUUCGGCUCUGAUUUAUUAGUUCAGUGCGCUGAAUUUGCAUUGAAGACAUGUUCAUUGGAUAUAGCAAAGGAUUGCCUAAGAAUGUACCAUAGUUGUUUGCCAGUUGAAGAUGUCUGGAUGUGUAGAGCCCUCAUAUGUACCAUCCAAAUGCUGCCCAGUUUGAAUGUUAACUGCUUGGAUAGAGCAAACGUUCUUAUUGAUUCAACUCAAAAAGUUUUAAACAUCCAGAAGAAGAGACAAAAGGCCACUCCUUACGCUUAUAACGUAUGCAUCAUGUUCGCGAGAUUCUGCCGCCCGCUUCUGAUACCUAGCCACAUGAAAAUGUUAAUAAAGUCAUUUGAAAAUGUCAUUUCGUUUCUGGAUUCUUAUAAUGGUUGUGACCUAGCAUUUAAAUCACUCUGUCGUCAGUCCAAUUCAAAGGACGGCCAGUCUGUAAAAGUUGAAUUGAAUGAAAUUUUCAACGAUUUGAAACCCUUAACGUUCAAAGAGAUUCGAUGGAGUGAUUAUAACGACGAUGACAAUGAAGAAGGCCAUGAUGUCAAUGAUAAUAUCAUUGCUAAUAAAGGGAAAGAAGUAAACGAGGACUCCACAUUAUACCCGGUGUCAGAUGAUGUCAUAGGGUCUUUGUCGGCGUUAGUGAUCAUAAUCAUAAUCGCGUAA
Molecule: messenger RNA, 720 nt
Organism: Helobdella robusta
Lineage: Eukaryota; Metazoa; Annelida; Clitellata; Rhynchobdellida; Glossiphoniidae
Exons: 6
Coding region: 1-720 (239 amino acids)
Biological process (GO): axoneme assembly; cilium movement involved in cell motility
Source: RefSeq, a predicted model, not a curated record